AAGAUGGCGGCUGAAGGCGAUCCGGAGCGGGGCCCCAGCAGUUCGGACUGAGCCUUCUCCCUCCACCCGCUCCCGCCGGCCGGGCCCCUCCCGCCCGGCCCCGCGGGCCUCCCCACCCGGCCGGGCGCCCGCCCCCGCCGCCCCUGCGCCCGCCCCUCCCCCUCCGCCUUCCCUUCUCCCCCCGCCGCGGCUCCGACAUGAGGGGCCGGCGGGGCAGGCCGCCCAAGCAGCCCGCGGCUCCCGCUGCGGAGCGCUGCGCCCCGGCCCCGCCGCCGCCGCCGCCCGCGUCCGGACCCAUCGGGGGGCUCCGCUCGCGGCACCGCGGCAGCAGCCGGGGCAGGUGGGCCGCCGCCCAGGCUGAGGUGGCGCCCAAGACGCGGCUGAGCUCGCCCCGGGGGGGCGGCAGCAGCCGGAGGAAGCCGCCGCCGCCGCCGCCGCCGCCGCCGGCCCCCCCCAGCAGCAGCGCCCCGGGCCGGGGGGGGCGAGGAGGCGGGGGCGGCAGGGCGGGGGGCGGCGGCGGCCACCCGGCCCGGAGCACCACGGCCCGCAGGGCCGUCAGCAAAGUGGUGUACGACGACCACGAGAGCGAGGAGGAGGAGGAGGAGGAGGAGGACAUGGUCUCCGAGGAGGAGGAGGAGGAGGAGGAGGAGGGCGACGCCGAGGAGACCCAGGAUUCCGAGGACGACGAGGAAGACGAGAUGGAGGAGGAUGACGAAGAUUCCGAUUAUCCGGAGGGGAUGGAAGACGACGACGACGACGCCAGCUACUGCACGGAGAGCAGCUUCAGGAGCCACAGCACGUACAGCAGCACUCCAGGUAGGCGAAAACCAAGAGUACAUCGGCCUCGUUCUCCAAUAUUGGAAGAAAAAGACAUCCCACCCCUUGAAUUUCCUAGGUCAUCUGAGGAUUUAAUGGUGCCUAAUGAGCAUAUAAUGAAUGUUAUCGCCAUUUAUGAGGUACUGCGGAACUUUGGCACUGUUUUAAGGUUAUCUCCUUUUCGCUUUGAGGACUUCUGUGCAGCUCUGGUGAGUCAAGAGCAGUGCACACUUAUGGCGGAGAUGCACGUUGUGCUAUUAAAAGCAGUUUUGCGUGAAGAAGACACUUCGAACACUACCUUUGGACCUGCUGAUCUGAAAGAUAGCGUUAAUUCCACACUGUACUUCAUAGAUGGAAUGACAUGGCCGGAGGUGCUGCGGGUGUACUGUGAGAGCGAUAAGGAGUACCAUCAUGUUCUUCCUUACCAAGAAGCAGAGGACUAUCCUUAUGGACCAGUAGAGAACAAAAUCAAAGUUCUGCAAUUCUUAGUCGAUCAGUUUCUUACCACAAAUAUCGCUCGUGAGGAAUUGAUGUCGGAAGGGGUGAUCCAGUAUGAUGACCAUUGCAGGGUGUGUCACAAGCUUGGGGACCUGCUUUGUUGUGAGACAUGUUCAGCAGUAUACCAUUUGGAAUGUGUGAAACCACCUCUUGAGGAGGUGCCAGAGGAUGAAUGGCAGUGUGAAGUCUGUGUAGCACACAAGGUGCCUGGUGUGACUGACUGUGUUGCUGAAAUCCAAAAAAACAAACCGUAUAUUCGACAUGAACCUAUUGGAUAUGACAGAAGUCGGAGGAAAUACUGGUUCUUAAACCGAAGACUCAUAAUAGAAGAAGAUACAGAAAAUGAAAAUGAAAAGAAAAUUUGGUACUACAGCACAAAAGUCCAGCUUGCAGAAUUAAUUGACUGUCUAGACAAAGAUUACUGGGAAGCAGAACUCUGCAAAAUUCUGGAAGAAAUGCGUGAAGAAAUCCAUCGGCACAUGGACAUAACUGAAGACCUGACCAAUAAGGCUCGGGGCAGUAACAAAUCCUUUCUGACGGCAGCUAAUGAAGAAAUUUUGGAAUCCAUAAGAGCCAAAAAGGGGGACAUUGAUAUUAUUAAAAGCCCAGAAGAAAUAGAAAAGGACAAGAAUGAGACUGAGAAUAAUAACUGCAAGGAUGCUGAGAAAAGUAGAGACGAGUUUGAACACCAGUCCCUUGAAAAAGACAGUGACGACGACAAGACGCCAGAUGAUGAUCCUGAGCAAGGAAAAUUUGAGGAGCCAACAGAAGUUGGGGAUAAAGGUAACUCUGUGUCAGCAAAUCUUGGCGACAACACAACAAAUGCUGCUUCAGAAGAGACUAGUCCCUCUGAAGGGAGGAGUCCCGUGGGGUGUCCCUCAGAAACCCAUGAUAGCAGCAACAUGGCAGAGAAGAAGGUGGCAUCUGAGCUCCCCCCGGAUGUGCCAGAAGAACCUAACAAGACAUGUGACAGCAGUAACACUAGUGCCACCACUACCUCCAUCCAGCCUAAUCUGGAAAACAGUAACAGCAGCAGUGAACUAAAUUCUUCCCAGAGUGAAUCUGCUAAGGCAGCUGAUGAUCCUGAAAAUGGAGAAAGAGAAUCUCUUACACCUGUCUCUAUUCAAGAAGAGAUAGGUGAUUUCAAAUCAGAGAAGUCUAAUGGGGAAAUAAGUGAGUCCCCUGGAGGUGGAAGAGGAGCCUCUGGUUCUACUCGAAUUAUUACCAGAUUAAGGAAUCCAGACAGCAAACUCAGUCAGUUGAAGAGCCAACAGGUGGCAGCCGCAGCCCAUGAAGCAAAUAAAUUAUUUAAGGAGGGCAAAGAGGUACUGGUAGUUAACUCUCAAGGAGAAAUUUCACGGUUGAGCACGAAAAAGGAAGUGGUCAUGAAAGGAAAUAUCAACAAUUAUUUCAAGUUGGGUCAAGAAGGGAAGUAUCGUGUCUACCACAAUCAGUACUCCACCAAUUCAUUUGCUUUGAAUAAGCACCAGCACAGAGAAGAUCAUGAUAAGAGAAGGCAUCUUGCCCAUAAAUUCUGUCUGACUCCAGCAGGAGAGUUCAAAUGGAAUGGCUCUGUCCAUGGGUCCAAAGUUCUUACCAUAUCUACGCUGAGACUAACUAUCACCCAGCUGGAAAACAACAUCCCUUCAUCCUUUCUUCAUCCCAACUGGGCUUCACACAGGGCAAAUUGGAUCAAGGCAGUUCAAAUGUGUAGCAAACCCAGAGAAUUUGCAUUGGCUUUAGCUAUUUUGGAGUGUGCUGUUAAACCAGUUGUGAUGCUACCAAUAUGGCGGGAAUCUUUAGGACACACCAGGUUACACAGGAUGACAUCAAUUGAAAGAGAAGAAAAGGAGAAAGUCAAAAAGAAAGAGAAAAAACAAGAAGAAGAAGAAACAAUGCAACAAGCUACAUGGGUAAAAUACACAUUUCCAGUUAAACAUCAGGUUUGGAAACAAAAAGGAGAGGAAUACAGAGUAACGGGAUACGGUGGUUGGAGCUGGAUUAGUAAAACUCACGUUUAUAGGUUUGUUCCUAAAUUGCCAGGCAAUACUAAUGUGAAUUACAGAAAGCCAUUGGAAGGAACCAAAAAUAAUAUGGAUGAAAAUAUGGAUGAAUUAGAUAGAAGAAAAAGUCCAAAAAAAAUAAGAACAGAGUCUGAAUCUGAAGAAGGCGAGGUAAAAGACUCAGAUGCUGCAAAAGGAGCAGACCAAAGUGAAAUGGACAUUUCAAAGGUUACUGAGAAGGACCAAGAUGUAAAAGAAGUCUUAGAUUCUGACACUGAUAAAUCCAUUAAGGAAGAACCAAUGGAAGUGGACGAUGAUGUGAAAACAGAAUCACACAUAAAUUGUCAGGAAAGUCCUCGAGUAGAUGUGGUCAAUGUGAGUGAGGGUUUUCAUCUAAGGACUAGUUAUAAAAAGAAAAUUAAAUCAUCUAAACUAGAUGGACUUCUUGAAAGGAGAAUUAAACAGUUUACACUGGAAGAGAAACAACGUCUUGAAAAAAUUAAGUUGGAGGGUGGAAUUAAGGGUCUAGGAAAGACCUCUCCAAGUUCUUUGAAAAGUCUUUCUGAGUCACCACUAAUAAAAUCAAAAGAAGGGUGUCACAGUGACUUGCUUAGACAAGAACAAAGCCCUAAUAUAAGUAACGAUAAAUCUGAAGACUUGAUUCAGGGAUGUUCACACAGUAAUUCCUCAAUUCUUGGUAUUGGUGAUCCUAAUCAUGCAACAAACAAACUCUAUCCAAAAGAUCCAGUGUUAGAUGAUGUCUCCAUUCAGAGCCCAGAAACUAACUGUCAGAAACAAAAUUCUGUUGGAAAUGACAUAGAUGAAAGUAUCUCUGAACUUACUGGUAAAGGCCAGGGACCCAGUAAAAUUAAAACAAAAGGAAGUGGUUUUCUCAUUGAUGACUCUAAACUAGCCAGUGCAGAUGAAAUUGGUACUUUGAUCUAUAAAAACAAAAAACCAUUCAUACAGGAGGAUAAUGACACCAUUGUUUCUCCAUCCCAGAGCCCUUCACUUCCGUCAGUACCUAAAGGUACUGAUGAUAGAGAUAUCCCAUCUCUGUCAAAAGCAAUGGACUUUGAAGGAAAACUAGGAUGUGACUCUGAAUAUAAUAGCACUUUGGAAAAUAGUUCUGAUACUAUGUCUAUUCAAGAUAGCAGUGAAGAAGAUAUGAUUGUUCAGAAUAGCAAUGAAAGUAUUUCUGAACAGUUCAUAACUCAAGAAGAAGGUAUUGAAGGCUUGGAACAGUUGAAACAUGAGUUUGUUUCAGAUAAUUCCACUGGAAACUGUGAUGAAAGGCUGCAGAGUAAGGUAACUGAAGCAAAUGGUAAAAAACCAAGUCCAGAACAGAAAUUAGAGGAGAGACCAGUUAAUAAAUGUAUUGAUCAAAUAAAUCUAAAAAGUAGCACUGACAAAAAGAAUAAUGAAAAUCGAGAGUCUGAAAAGAAAGGACAGAAAACAGGUACCUUUCAAAUAAAUGGAAAAGAUAGUAAACCCAAAGUAUAUUUGAAAGGUGAAUGCUUGAAAGAAAUCUCACAGAGUAAAGUAGUAAGUGGUGAUGUUGAACCAAAGGUUAAUAAUAUAAAUAAAAUAAUUCCUGAAAAUAUUAAAUGUUUGACUGUUAAAGAAUCUGCUGUAAAACCAUUCAUGAAUGGUGAUGUUAUCAUGGAAGAUUUUAAUGAAAAAAACAACUUAGAAACAAAAUCAUGUCUACUGAGAUCUUCAGGUACUGAAGUUAACUACCAAGGUGGCCUAGAGACUCUGCUGGCAGCCAGAGAGUCGGAGAGUGCGCGGACUGCCACGCCUCCACCGUCCUGUUCAGAAAGCAGUUCAGUAGAUCAAGUAGAAGAUAUGGAAAUUGAAACCUCAGAAGUUAAGAAAGUUACUCCAUCACCUAUUACUUCUGGAGAGGAAUCUAACCUGAGUAAUGAUUUUAUUGAUGAAAAUGGUCUGCCCACCAACAAAGAUGAAAAUGUCAAUGGAGAAUCUAAAAGAAAAACAGUCAUCACAGAAGUCACCACCAUGACAUCCACAGUGGCCACAGAAUCAAAAACUGUGAUCAAGGUAGCAAAAGGUGAUAAGCAAUCCGUGGUCUCUUCCUCAGAAAAUAGUGCCAAAUCCACUGUUACAACCACCACUACAACCGUAACAAAGCUUUCCACACCCUCCACAGACAGCAGCAUGGACAUCAUUUCUGUGAAGGAGCAGAGCAGAACUGUGGUCACCACGACAGUGACGGACUCCCUGACCACUGCAGGGGGCACCCUGGUCACGUCCAUGACUGUGAGCAAAGAGUAUUCCACGAGAGACAAAGUGAAACUCAUGAAAUUUUCAAGACCCAAAAAGACUCGUUCAGGUACAGCUCUGCCAUCCUAUAGAAAGUUUAUCACCAAGAGCAGCAAGAAGAGCAUAUUUGUUUUGCCUAAUGAUGACUUAAGAAAACUGGCCCGAAAAGGAGGAAUCAGAGAAGUCCCUUAUUUUAAUUACAAUGCAAAACCUGCCUUGGACAUAUGGCCAUAUCCUUCUCCUAGACCAACUUUUGGUAUCACUUGGAGGUAUAGACUUCAGACUGUGAAGUCCUUAGCCGGAGUGAGCCUUAUGUUAAGGUUACUAUGGGCAAGUCUGAGAUGGGAUGACAUGGCAGCCAAGGCUCCUCCAGGAGGAGGAACUACACGCACAGAAACAUCUGAAACUGAAAUCACAACAACAGAAAUAAUUAAGAGGCGAGAUGUUGGUCCUUAUGGCAUUCGAUCUGAAUAUUGUAUCAGGAAAAUCAUUUGUCCGAUUGGAGUUCCAGAAGCACCAAAAGAAACACCUACACCUCAGAGGAAAGGCCUUCGAUCAAGUGCAUUGCGGCCAAAGAGACCAGAAACGCCCAAGCAAACUGGCCCUGUUAUUAUUGAAACUUGGGUAGCAGAAGAAGAGUUGGAAUUAUGGGAGAUUAGGGCAUUUGCUGAGAGAGUGGAGAAAGAAAAGGCACAAGCAGUUGAACAACAGGCUAAGGUUAGUGAACAGAAGAAGGCAGAGGACUUCAAGGCCCAAAUGGAGGCUCACCUGAAACAGCAGCGGUUGGCUGCCCAGCAGAAACGAUUGGAACAACAGAAGCCUACAGUAAUUGCAGCUUCCACUACUUCCCCAACAAACAAUACAACUAGUACCAUCUCUCCAGCACAGAAAGUUAUGGUGGCCCCCAUCAGUGGCUCAGUUACAACUGGAACUAAAAUGGUACUAACCACUAAAGUUGGAUCUCCAGCUACAGUUACAUUCCAGCAGAACAAGAACUUCCACCAGACCUUUGCUACGUGGGUUAAGCAAGGCCAGUCAAAUUCAGCCACCAGCACAGCUGCCACAUCUGCUACAACCAUUGCCAGCACAGGUCAGACGUUCCAAAUUACAGGCAAUCCAGUCACUAUGGCAGGAAAAGUAAUUACCAAACUGCCACUUCCUGCAAACAGCAAGAUUGUCGCUGUAAAUGUGCCAGCAACACAAGGAGGUGUUGUUCAAGUACAGCAGAAAGUCCUGGGUAUCAUUCCAUCAAGUACAGGUACAAGUCAGCAGACCUUUACUUCAUUCCAGCCCAGGACAGCAACAGUCACAAUCAGGCCCAAUACCUCGGGCUCUGGAGGAACCACAAGCACUUCACAAGUAAUCACAGGGCCUCAGAUCCGCCCUGGUAUGACGGUGAUUAGAACACCACUCCAACAGUCAACAUUAGGAAAGGCAAUUAUUCGAACACCUGUGAUGGUACAGCCAGGUACUCCUCAGCAAGUGAUGACUCAGAUCGUCAGGGGGCAGCCUGUUUCCACUGCACUCUCUACCCCUACUGCAGUUUCCUCAACACCUGGGCAGAAAGGAUUGACUCCAGGAACUUCCACUGCAAAUUUACCGUCUUCAACCUCACAGUCCCCUCGCCCGCAACAAGGACAGGUGAAGCUUACCAUGGCUCAACUCACUCAGUUAACGCAGGGCCAUGGUGGCAACCAAGGUUUGACAGUAGUAAUUCAAGGACAAGGUCAAACUACUGGACAACUGCAGUUGAUACCUCAAGGGGUGACUAUACUUCCAGGUCCAGGACAGCAGCUAAUGCAAGCUGCGAUGCCAAAUGGUACUGUUCAGCGAUUCCUCUUCACCCCGUUGGCCACAACAGCCUCAACAGCCAGCACCAGCACCACCGCAGUUUCCACUACAGCAGCAGGUACAAGUGAACAAAGACAGAGUAAAUCAUCCCCCCCAACACAGACACAGGUGCAACAAGCCAGAAACCUGCCACCAGCUCAGUCAUCGAGUGUGAGUCCUCCAGAAACCCAGCCACAGACUGCUCAGCCUUCUGCUCAGCCCCAGCCCCAAACUCAGCCCCAGUCCCCGGCUCAGCCUGAAGUUCAGACUCAGCCCGAAGUUCAGACCCCAACAACUGUGGCAUCCCAUGUCCCUCCUGAAGCACAGGCCACCCAGACACAGUCAUCCAGACCCCAAGGUGCAGUACAGAGUCAGCCUCAAAGUAAUGUCCAAGGACAGUCGCCUGCUCGCGUCCAGAGUCCACCACAGUCCCGAAUACGUCCAUCAACUCCAUCCCAAGUGUCUCCCGGACAGCAAUCCCAGGUUCAGACUACAGCCUCACAACCGAUUCCAAUUCAGCCACAUACAUCUCUUCAGAUACCUCCCCAGGGCCAGCCACAGUCACAACCCCAGGUACAGUCUUCAACUCAAACUCUUUCAUCAGGACAAACGUUAAGUCAAGUUACUGUUACAUCCCCAUCCUGUCCUCAGCUCCAAACACAGCAGCCACAGCCCCAAGUCAUUGCUGUGCCUCAGCUGCAACAAGUCCAGGUGCUCUCUCAGAUCCAGUCGCAGGUUGUGGCUCAGAUACAGGCUCAGCAAGGUGGUGUGCCCCAGCAAAUCAAACUCCAGUUACCUAUUCAAAUUCAGCAAAGCAGUCCUGUGCAGACUCACCAGAUUCAGAAUGUGGUUACAGUGCAGGCAGCCAGUGUGCAAGAGCAGUUGCAAAGGGUUCAGCAACUCAGGGAUCAGCAGCAAAAGAAGAAACAGCAACAGAUAGAAAUUAAGCGGGAACACACUCUCCAAGCUUCUAAUCAAAGUGAAAUCAUUCAGAAACAGGUGGUGAUGAAGCAUAAUGCUGUAAUAGAACAUUUAAAGCAGAAAAAGACCAUGACUCCAGCUGAAAGAGAAGAGAAUCAAAGAAUGAUUGUCUGUAACCAGGUGAUGAAGUAUAUUUUGGAUAAGAUAGAUAAAGAAGAAAAGCAGGCAGCAAAGAAACGGAAGCGUGAAGAGAGUGUGGAACAGAAACGUAGCAAGCAGAAUGCUACCAAGCUCUCUGCACUGCUCUUCAAACACAAAGAGCAGCUCAAAGCCGAAAUACUGAAAAAGAGAGCACUCCUGGACAAAGAUCUACAAAUUGAAGUGCAGGAGGAGCUCAAGAGAGACCUGAAAAUUAAGAAAGAAAAAGAGGUGUUGCAGGCCACAGCAGUAGCUGUCAGCUCCCCCGCACUGCCGCCUGUGCCUCCCACGCCUCCGGCCCCUCCGCCUUCGCCUCCACCUCCACCUCCCCCGCAGCACCCGGGCCCCCUGCCCACAGCCACAGCCUUGGCCACGCUGCCUACAGCUUCCCAGAAGAGGAAGCGGGAAGAGGAAAGAGACUCAAGCUCCAAGUCCAAGAAGAAGAAAAUGAUCUCUACUACCUCAAAGGAAACUAAGAAGGACACAAAGCUUUACUGUAUCUGUAAAACGCCUUAUGAUGAAUCUAAGUUCUAUAUUGGCUGUGAUCUUUGUACUAACUGGUAUCAUGGAGAAUGUGUUGGCAUCACAGAAAAGGAGGCUAAGAAAAUGGAUGUGUACAUCUGUAAUGAUUGUAAACGGGCACAAGAGGGCAGCAGUGAGGAAUUGUACUGUAUCUGCAGAACACCUUAUGAUGAGUCACAAUUUUAUAUCGGCUGUGAUCGGUGUCAGAAUUGGUACCAUGGGCGCUGCGUUGGCAUCUUGCAGAGUGAGGCAGAGCUCAUUGAUGAGUAUGUCUGUCCACAGUGCCAGUCGACAGAGGAUGCCAUGACAGUGCUCACGCCACUAACAGAGAAAGAUUAUGAGGGUUUGAAGAGAGUGCUGCGUUCUUUACAGGCCCAUAAGAUGGCCUGGCCUUUCCUUGAACCAGUGGAUCCCAAUGAUGCACCAGAUUAUUACGGUGUUAUUAAGGAACCUAUGGACCUUGCCACCAUGGAAGAAAGAGUACAAAGACGAUAUUAUGAAAAGCUGACGGAAUUUGUGGCAGAUAUGACCAAAAUUUUUGAUAACUGUCGUUACUACAAUCCAAGUGACUCCCCUUUUUACCAGUGUGCAGAAGUUCUUGAAUCAUUCUUUGUACAGAAAUUGAAAGGAUUCAAGGCUAGCAGAUUGUGAUAUCUUUAGUCUGAAUUUUUAACUGGAAUCAGAACUGGAUGUUGGGUCACUCUUUCUUUUAUUGUACCACAUAAUUACCUAAUUCAAAACUGCCCCAAAAAAGUUCGGUUUAGUUAAUAUAAUUUUUUAAUGUUAAAAAAGAUGUAUAGUAGUAAACAGUUUAUCCUAGCAGCCAUGUUGAACAAUGUAUCUAAAAAUUGUAAACUCCUGGAAUACUGUAUUUAUAUACACUAUUGCAAAAGAAAAUACUUUGACUUAGUCCUGGUAAUUGUACAGUAAUUUGGUUUACUAACAAAAGUUGUGAAUAAAGCUGUGAAACUAGAAAGGAGACUUUCUGGACUUUAAUAGAAAAAUGUGACUUCAAUACUACUGUUUUUCUUAUUUAGCAUAAAUUUUUCCCUUCAUAUUCCACACAUCAGUGUAAAUACACACACACACACACACACACACACACACACACACAUCUUUUAGCGCAAUGGAAACACUUGUGUAAAUGUCUCAAUUUGUCCCCUUGGCUAAAAUGUUGUACACUUUAUUAGACAAACAUAUAUAUACAUAUUUUUUUAAUAAUGGCUUUUUCCAGUGACCAUUUAGUACACAGUGAAAAUUUUUAGUAUUAUAGGUUAAAAAUUUCUUACUUGUUUUUGUAUAUUGCUUGCCGAGGGUGAAUGAAAUAACAUGGCUGCUUCCCCCAGACAGACUGACCUUGGCACCCACAUAAAGAAAGCAUCAUUGUUUUAAAAAGUGAAGGGUGCUUAAUUGUUCCCUUUUCUCUAUAUUCUGUAGGUCUCAUAACAACAAACUGCAGUCAACAGCUUCUUAAAGUUCAGCGUGUUAAUCUAACAUAAAACACAGCAAGAAUCUGGUUGUCUGAACUAUUUUAAAUUAAGGAGCCAGAUGUUUUUAGUCAGGUUAUCCUGACAAGACUUGACCUAAACUUCGUUUUUAUUGGUCAUAACAGUCCAAUUAUAUUCUUGGCCAAUUUUGUCCAACGGACAAGGGAAAAGCAAAGUCAACGACACCAUUAUCUUGUCAAGAUCAAAUGGUUUUACUAUUGUGGCAGAAGCGGGAAAACUUUGUUUAUUGAAAAAAAGAAAAAAGAAAGCAAGAAAAAAAGAUAUUAUGGGGUCAAGUAUAACUCCAUGGAAAUGCCACGUCUGCUCUUCAGUGAAGAAGCUGGUUUAGAGUCUCACAGAAAACUUUUGACUGUAUUUAUUUAUUGUUGCAAAAAAGACGCUUUUUUAUUGCUGCCCUCAUUUGUCAGCUAAUUAUUUUUUCUUAUAAAAUCCAGUCCCAGUUACAUGUAAGCCACUCUGUAUCUUAUCAUGAUUCCUGUAGGUAAAAGUACAAGAUGACCUCUAGAUGUCUUUUCUUUCUAUGAAAGGAGCUGCUAUGUACACAUGUGCACACAUACACACACACACACACACACACACAACUGGGAAUCAACAAUGAGUUUAUUGUUCAUGGUAGAUAAAAAUUAAGCUUUCAUAAAGGUUGGGUUAAGUGGUCCUGGACUACAGACUCUGUUGCCUUGACUAUAACCGUACAGUUUGUCAUUUACUCUGCACCAGGCUAAAAUGAGUAAAAUCUAUUUGAAGGUAUCUUGUUUGUAAACAUUUGUCAGAUUCUAAUUUUUUUCUUUUUGUAUUAAAAUUCAACUAUGGAUGUAUAUGAAACAAAAUAAAUGGAGAUAAUUUUUCUCCCACA
Molecule: messenger RNA, 11432 nt
Organism: Manis pentadactyla (Chinese pangolin)
Lineage: Eukaryota; Metazoa; Chordata; Mammalia; Pholidota; Manidae
Gene: BPTF
Product: bromodomain PHD finger transcription factor
Exons: 32
Coding region: 198-9722 (3174 amino acids)
Biological process (GO): regulation of transcription by RNA polymerase II
Cellular component (GO): NURF complex
Molecular function (GO): RNA polymerase II cis-regulatory region sequence-specific DNA binding
Source: RefSeq, a predicted model, not a curated record